AGAGGAGAGGAGAGAGGAGUGAGAAGGACGAUUCCGCUCUCUGACUGCAGUGUAUGCUCAGCAUCUCCAUCUCUCUGGCUCACUCACACCCACACACAUAUACACGCGCACACACUCUCUUCCACCUUAAUAAAGUGUGUGUGGUGUGUUAUUGGGCUCCUGCGUGGAGGUGACCAUGAUUACAGUCCAUCCUCAGCAUCGGGACCGACAGGAUCCCCACGGAAACCAGUGACAUCAUCCGCACCAGCAUCAUCGUAUCGGAACCACUGACUCGGGGAGGCGGACUCCGGUGACUCCACCAGAACCAGCACCAUCGCCAGGGUGACCAGCACCAUCGCCAGGGUGACAAGCGAGAUCUGUAGGACCAGCAUUCCCCAGGGCUACGGUGCUCACAGGACUAUACUGCUCAGAGACAGGUGAACAGCACAGGCACGCUGGGCUCGAUGGAGCACUCAGGAGUGGCUGAGGCCAUGAGGCUGGAGCAGAGCACCGACAAACAGGUCUUCUCCUUCAAGAAGUGCUCGGCCUUCCAGUUCGUCAAGAGAAAGGUGCGCCGAUGGAUCAGGAACUCCAAGGUGACGGCUGAGAAGAACCCGAGCCUGGGCUUCCUCUACCCCUGCCCCAAGUGCCAGAUGGGGCAGGAACUGUGGUACACCCACUUCCCCUCCCCCUACGGCUGCUGCCAUUACCCCCCUGGGGGAUUCUACCUGCCUGAGGAGCCCCUCACGCCCCCCUGUCCCAGGGAGAAGAGCAAGGGCUGCAAGGUGAGGAAGUGGAAGAUGCUGAGCCGUCACCAUGGCGAUGGAAAGCCGAAGUCAGUGGGGACAUGUCGGGAGGCGGACCUUGAGUGGCCCCUGCACUCGCCCAUGCUGCUGGGAAACCCUGUGCUUCAAGAGUGCUGCGUGUGCAGCGGGCCCUUCAUCACCUACAGCCACGAGGAGGCAUGGCAACCACGCCAGCGUGCACAGGCGAUGGACUUGUAUUACCAUGGCGACCCUGACCCAGAGACCUACUGCUGUCCCAAUGACUCAACUUUCAUGAAACAGAGAAGAAUGGGGUUGAACGAUUUCAUUCAGAAGCUUGCCACAAACUCCUAUGCAUGCAAGCAUCCAGAAGUGCAGUCCAUACUAAACCUGACCCCCCCUCAAGAUCCAGAACUUAUGAACACCAACCCCUCCCCUCCACCUAGUCCCUCACAGCAGAUUAACCUGGGCCCCUCGUCAAACCCCACAGCCCAUCCCUCAGACUUCAACUUCCUCAAGGUCAUCGGCAAAGGCAGCUUUGGCAAGGUCCUGCUGGCGCGUCACCGUAGCGACGACAAGUUCUACGCUGUCAAAGUCCUGCAGAAGAAGGCCAUCCUUAAGAAGAAAGAGGAGAAGCACAUCAUGUCUGAACGGAAUGUCCUCCUAAAGAAUGUGAAACACCCGUUCUUGGUCGGGCUGCACUACUCCUUCCAGACCACAGACAAACUCUACUUCGUCCUGGACUACAUCAACGGAGGAGAGCUGUUCUACCACCUGCAGAGGGAGCGGUGCUUCCUGGAGCCUCGCGCGCGUUUCUACACGGCGGAGAUCGCCAGUGCUCUGGGCUACCUGCACUCGCUCAAUAUCGUGUACCGCGACCUCAAGCCCGAGAACAUCCUGCUUGACUCGCAAGGCCACAUCAUCCUCACCGACUUCGGCCUGUGCAAGGAGAACAUAGAAACCAACGGAACCACGUCCACGUUUUGCGGCACGCCAGAGUAUUUGGCACCAGAGGUGUUACACAAGCAGCCGUAUGACCGCACGGUGGACUGGUGGUGUCUGGGAGCUGUGCUGUACGAGAUGCUUUACGGCCUGCCUCCUUUCUACAGUCGCAACACGGCGGAGAUGUACGAUAACAUCCUGCACAAGCCCCUGCAGCUUAAGCCCAACAUAUCCAACGCAGCACGCCACAUACUGGAGGGUCUCCUGCAGAAGGACCGCACCAAGAGAAUCGGCUGCACAGAUGACUUUACGGAAAUCAAGAACCACAUGUUUUUCUCCCCUAUCAACUGGGAUGACCUGAAUGCCAAGAAGAUCACCCCUCCCUUUAACCCCAACGUGACGGGUCCUAGCGACCUUCGGCACUUUGACCCAGAGUUUACCGACGAGCCCGUGCCCAGCUCCAUUGGCUGCUCCCCCGACAGCUCCCUGGUGACGGCCAGCAUCAAAGAGGCUGCCGAGGCCUUCCUGGGCUUCUCCUACGCGCCCUCCAUGGACUCAUAUCUGUAGCACGGAAACACACACACACACACACACACACACACACAAACACAUGUGGACCUGUACCCCCACAUCACCAACGGACUCCCCUUGCUUGUAGCGCUUCCCUCCAUCGUUGUCUAUGUGGAGGACAUAUCUGUCCUUCUAGUCAUUGCCAUGGAAAAGAUCGCAUCAGCUUGGAUAAUGGACUACUAACUAUUGGAAACACAACCUCAACCCCCCCCCCUCCAUCCCUGGAAUGAAGAUAUUUGCACAUGGCUUUAGGCAGCUCAACUAGCUCUCUUAGCCAAUGGGGGCCUUUAAAUAUGGCAACUGAGAAGACUCUCUUCCUCAUCAUCAUCAUCAUCAUCAUCGUCGUCGUCAUAGUUACCCCUCUUUCUAGGAUUCCAUGACGCCGUUGUAGAAUGUCACUAUAUCCAAUGGAGGGAUAGACAGACGGAGAUGCGAACAUAAUGGAGAAGAGAGGAACAAUGCUUAUGUGUUUGUUCUUUUCGUUUUUACUGUUUCUGUUGUUCAGCGUGUUUGUUUGUUUGUUGUGCAGACGAGAGGAGGGCGGCCGGAGUGUUAGUGUUACACAGGGUGUGUGUCUGUGUGUCUGAACGGUGCCUUCUCCGGCCACCUGUCACCCUCCUGCCCAGGCUGAAAUCACACAAACUCUGUAUUUAUGUUUCCUUGUUGACAUUGUUGUUGUUGUUGUUGUUGUCAUAGUUGUCAUUGUUUUAUUUUAAAUGAUCACAUGACCUGGUAUUUAGGUCUGGUGAUCGUCCGUCAUAUUGGAGGGCAUUCUGUAGUUUGUUGGUCUGUUGUCUUGUCACCCAGUGAUAGCUGACAUGGCUGUCUGUUGCCGUGGCUAUGUGUACUGUGUGGUCAGCAGUUGUCGCUUGGUGAGAUCCAUGAGAAACGCACAUAUUUGUUUUGUUUGUUUUCGGUUAUUUUUUGGUUGGGAAGUUCAGCCUUCAUUUAAAUGACUGUAAGCAGGCGGGUGAGAGGUGAUGCUGCCUCGCUUGUGUACAUAGGGACUCGCUGGACAAAAGGAUGUCAGAACGAGAAGCCGACCGAUCAGACCAGUCACCUUAGUCUUCCAGCCACCUCUAUGAUGUAAUAAUAGGGUUCAGACGUGCAUUCCCACAUUCUGGACCAUACAUUCCAUUUAAUAUACACAUGUUCCACUAUUUAAGUUUGUUUGUAUAUUUCCAGUCCGUGUACUAGUUUUAUUGUAUAUGGAACAGAUAUAUAUAUAUAUAAAUAUAUAGUUAUAAAACUGACAAAAGGUAUGCUUGUAUGUAACGAUUACUGUCAAAUGUACUGUAAAGUUGUAAAAUGUUUGAUCUAUGUGACCUUGUAUGGUUUGCAAUAAAAGUUGAAUGUUAUUUUCCCCAAA
This is a messenger RNA of Clupea harengus (Atlantic herring), 3624 nucleotides long. It is a transcript of the gene sgk1, whose product is annotated as serum/glucocorticoid regulated kinase 1. Gene Ontology annotation, biological process: protein phosphorylation. NCBI's taxonomy places the organism in Eukaryota, Metazoa, Chordata, Actinopteri, Clupeiformes, Clupeidae. The record is from RefSeq and is a predicted model, not a curated record. Gene Ontology annotation, molecular function: protein serine/threonine kinase activity; ATP binding.